Trichophyton benhamiae CBS 112371 is the source of this 1263-nucleotide messenger RNA. RefSeq lists its product as uncharacterized. Bases 1 to 1263 code for a protein of 420 amino acids. The record is from RefSeq and is a predicted model, not a curated record. Gene Ontology annotation, molecular function: nucleotide binding. The transcript has 3 exons. NCBI's taxonomy places the organism in Eukaryota, Fungi, Ascomycota, Eurotiomycetes, Onygenales, Arthrodermataceae.
AUGGCUCUAUUCUUGCAAGGCUGUGAGUUUGCUCGGCAAUAUACAUCCUCCCUUUUCCAUGGCAGAUCCCAGCCCUCUAAGAGGGCUCUUAAACUAGGUGUCCUGUCAAACGCUAAGAUAAGUGCUGCUGCCGUUGCGUCUAUGGAUCCCCAAAUGGCGAAGACCGCAACAGAGAAAUACGGCUUCUCAAAGUCCUACCGCUCCUUUCGGGACCUACUGGAUGAUCCGUUGAUCAAUAUUGUCCAUAUAUCCCUACCACCCAACAUAUUUUUUGAGUGGGCUACGAAUGCAUUAACUGCCGGAAAACAUGUUAUCUGUGAAAAGCCGUCUACAGCAAAUGCAGAUGAGGCAAGAACAUUGAUCGAUGACGCAGAGAGGCGGGGCUUGAUCCUCCAAGAUGCCUUUCAUUGGCAAUUCCAUCCGGCCGCUCAUCGGUUCAAGGAGAUUGUAGAUUCAAAGAGAUACGGAAGAAUCAUUCGUACUGAUGCCUGGAUGACAUCUAGCCCUGCUGUGCCCGAUGCAGAUCCAAGAUGGCAGUAUGAUCAAGGCGGUAGGCGUACUAGCACCAAUGCACGUCCAUUUCUGACUCUUUUUUUGCUUAUCAUGAUCCCUUUUAUAGGCGGUUCCUUGAUGGACGGAUCAUAUGCCUUAUCAUUCACUCAAUAUGUGCUCCCGUCUAAACGUCCAAAGAGGAUCCUCUCGGCAGCUGCUCGUCCAUCAAGGGAUGAUAGCCGUGUUGACGCUGCAAUGCAUGCACUAUUGCUCUUUGAAGACGAAAAGGGUAACCCCAUUACCAGCCGGAUUUACACAGACAUGUCUCGCAGCAGACUAGGCGGUAUUCUCCCUCGUGUCUGGGAACUACCAUCGAUCGAGGUGGAGACGGAUGCCGCAAUACUCUAUUUCUACAACGCAAUGAUGCCCCAUAUCUAUCAUUACAUCUCCAUCACUGAUAAGCGGACUGGGAUCACGGAAUACAAGACACAGAGCUCUGGAGGCCCUCUCUGGGAUGAAAGAUGGACUACAGGAGGAAAAGGAGGGAAGAGUCACUGGAGCACAUAUAGAUGGCAACUGGAAGCAUUUCUCGAGAAAGUCAGAGGCAAGGAGCCUAUAUGCUGCAUUUCUAAUGACGAUGCCAUAUACAACACGGAAUGCAUUGAUAAGAUUUACAAAGAGGCUGGAAUGCCCGUUAGAGCGGACCCGGAGGAGAUCCGGACAGGUGAAAGAGGCCAGAUGCCAGGGAAAACUGAGAAGUCCAGCGGAUAG